Messenger RNA from Gordionus sp. m RMFG-2023, 1214 nucleotides. Its product is annotated as inositol polyphosphate 5-phosphatase E-like. NCBI's taxonomy places the organism in Eukaryota, Metazoa, Nematomorpha, Gordioida, Chordodea, Parachordodidae. Bases 550 to 1164 code for a protein of 204 amino acids. Gene Ontology annotation, molecular function: phosphatase activity. The record is from RefSeq and is a predicted model, not a curated record. The transcript has 8 exons. Gene Ontology annotation, biological process: phosphatidylinositol dephosphorylation.
CAAGUUCAUAUUCCAUUUCUAACAUAAAAAUGGUCUAUUGGAUAAAUGUUAAUUAGGAUUAAUUUAAAUUUCCUUAUAAAACUAUUUUAAUUCUAAUUUUAAUCUAUGUUAGCGAAGGUUUUUUUUACCUGUCCAUUCUCAGUUUGUUCAAUCCCAGUUUACCUCUCUAUUCCCAUUUUACCUGUCCAUUUUGUUGCACCGUUUUUACCUUAUGACAGACAUCAAGUAUUUUACAAUGUUAAUAAAAGAUUAAUUUAGAGGAUAGUUAUUUUUUUCAGGGUCCCUACAAAAAUUAUAUAUAUGAUUCAACCAUCAUUGAAAGAUAUAGAACUGAAAAAAAUAUUACAAUAUUUUUAGUGACAUGGAAUAUGUGCAGCUCUAUAGAUGCACUAGAUCCUAAAUGUGCUAGAAAUAUCUUGUUUCCGCCAAAGCCAUUUUGUCAUCAUGAUAUAUAUCUAGUUGGUACCCAAGAAACAAUUUUUAAUAACUCACGAAAAAAAUGCUGAAAUCAGGAUAAAGAAUUACUCCCAUACUAUAGAACGACUCAAGAUGAGAUCGGCAUUCAAAUUAUUACCUUUUUGCAAGAGACGUCGAAAAAAUACUGGUCGUGAUGUGACUGAAAUCUAUGACAAUAUAUUUUGGUUCGGCGAUUUCAAUUUUCGGCUGGAGGAUACGACCGAACCUACUAUACGGCGCAAGAUUGAGGAGAAGCAGAAGAUAGAACGUUACAGUUUCAGUUCCGUUGUAGCCUUCGACCAACUUCACCGUAUCAUGAAUCGAGGAAUUCUUUUUCGUGGAUUUAGAGAAUCACCUAUAACCUUUCCACCAACCUACAAAUACGAUAUUGGAACUGACACUUAUGACACAUCUCAUAAAAAUCGCGUUCCUUCAUAUACUGACCGGAUCUUGUACAAAUUUAAAAUAAGUAACGACAAAAAUGUUCAACCUGUUAACUGUUUAUUAUAUGACCACGUAGGUCUUGUUAAAUGUUCCGACCACAAACCAGUUCGCGGCGUUUUUUCUACCCAAAUAUUUGCCUCACUUGAGUUAAAAAACAGCAACAAUCAAUCCUUUUACGGACGCAUUUAUGAAUUUGGUAACAAAAAGUUAAAUCCGCUCUCAUUAUUGAAGGAUUUUUCUCAAAAUUUGCUUAAAACUAUUUGAAUAUUGUAUAUUGUUUUAUUAUGUACUAUAUGUAAAUAUAACUUGCGCGA